AAUAAUAUUUAAAAAUAGAAUUAAUAAUAUAUUUAAAAUUUUAUUUUUAAUUUAUAUUUUACUAUUAAUGAUACAAACAUGUUUAAAUUGUAAUAUAGAAAAAUGUGAUAAAUCAUUUAAAUUAUGUAUGGAAAAGAAAUUAUGUGAAUGUAAUUCAACUUCAACACAACCGGUUCACAAUCCAAAUAAAAUAAAUGAUGAAAAUAAUAAAAAUUCUAAUAAUAUUAAAAAUCAUAAUAAAAUCAAUAAUAAUAAUAAUAAAAAACAAAAUAAUAAAAUGAAUAGUAAAUUAAAAUCAUCUAAAUCUAAAAAUGAUGCUAUUAUUGAUACUGCUACUACAACUGGAGCACCAUCUAUUAUUACAAAAGAAUCAAAUAAUACAUUUGGAGAACUUAAAUUAAAAUGUCGUCCAUCAAAGAAUUGUUUUAAAUGUAUGGGUGAUAUAUAUGCUGAAUGUUGUAAUUGUGUUGAUGGUUUAUGUCCAAAAACAUUACUUAAAGAAGAUUUAUCACGUAUAUCUCAUGUUGGUGAUUUUCGUGGUGAACGUAAUUUAUUUAAUGCUAUUACAAAAAAAUCCGAUUCUAUAAAUACAAAUGAUGAAUGGAAAAUAUUUACAUUUCCAAAUGAUUUAAGUGCAUUUACUGUAAAUUUAAAUACAAAUGAAAUAAAUGAAUUAUCAUCAAGAGAAACAAAUAUCUGUACAGUAUUAUUUAUGGAUAAAUGUUUAUCAUCUAAUCAAUGUGUUAAAACAUGUGAAAGUUUAGGAGCUAAUUCAUAUCGAUGGUUUCAUAAUGGUUGUUGUGAAUGUAUUGGAGAAUAUUGUUUAAAUUAUGGUAUAAGUCGUAGCCAAUGUAAAAUAUGUGGUAACGAAGAUACUAAAGAAGGUGGCGGUGAUGAUGAUAACGAUGAUGAAGAUUAUUUUGAUGAAAAAGAUGAAUUGUAAUGAGUUCUGUUUUUUUUUUUUUGUGAAAAAAAUCAAUAUUACAUUAAAACAAAAAUUAUCUUUUUACUGAAUAUCAAAUAUACAGAAAAACAAAAAA
Molecule: messenger RNA, 1040 nt
Organism: Condylostylus longicornis
Lineage: Eukaryota; Metazoa; Arthropoda; Insecta; Diptera; Dolichopodidae
Product: protein twisted gastrulation-like
Exons: 2
Coding region: 68-943 (291 amino acids)
Biological process (GO): regulation of BMP signaling pathway
Source: RefSeq, a predicted model, not a curated record